AUGACGAUUGGCGAUUUUUUUAGUCGCCAUAGGCGCAAGUUCUUUGUGGCAAUUGGCGCCAGCGCUGGCAUAUAUAUGAUGGUACAGUUUGUGAAGAACAAGCUCAUUGAGUUACAAGAGAAGUUUAUUUUUGAGCGGAUGGCUAAGGACAACAUGGAGCGUCGGUUCGAGCAGAACCAGAAAGACGCCACGUUCACGACCCUUGCUCUUCUCCCCACAGUUGCAACCCAGAUCCUUGAAAAGUACGAUGUCGAGGGCGCGAAACGAGAGCUUCAAGCCCUGAGAGCACCACCUGCACAGUCACAGGACGCGAAGCUGGCCGACGCCUCGGCAGCAGACUCGGGCGAGGCCCCUCGACCCUCCUCAAAUCCAGACGAGCCCGAGGCCCACCUUGGCUCGAGUGUGGUUUCUGAUUUGACGUCUUCCGUGCAAACUGAUGCGGCAACCGCGUCUUUAGAUGGCUCCAUCGCUGUUGUUGCCUCCCCCUCGGCCACCGCGUCGAAAACGGCCCUUUGGUCACGAAUCAAAAUCGAAAGCUUCACCCGUGCCUUCACAUUAGUUUAUACCAUGGCUCUGCUUACCUUGUUGACUCGGAUCCAGCUUAAUAUUCUCGGCAGACGAACCUAUCUCGCCAGCCUGCAGGAAAUGUCGGAAAAGGGCCUAUCGUUGGAGGAGAGUGAUGUCAACGACAAUGUAAACAGACAGUACCUCACGUUUAGUUGGUGGCUCCUCAACAAAGGCUGGCAGCCUCUCGGUCAGCGCGUUGAGGCCGCUGUUACUGCUGUUCUGUCUGAAACGGAUGUUCGCACCGAACUGAAUGCUGCUCAGCUCGUCGAUGUUAUCAGUCGUAUUCAAUUCACUGUUGAUUCCGCUGAGCAACGCCUAGAUACUGAUGCCUCGCCUCUUGAGCCUCGUCCAAGUAGCUUUUUGGCCAACUUACUCCCUCCCCAUGAGUUGGAGACUUAUGUGCUUAGCCAGGCCCCUGGAAGUGUCAUGGCUCCCGAUAUCGUUGAAGGUUACUUGCGCGAGAUGAUCAAUGAAACUGCCGAUAUCAUUGACUCUCCCAACGCUGCACAGGUCGUUCAUCAUUUGGUGAGUAACGGCCUAUCCGUGUUUUUGAACAAAUUGAAGCCGCUUUAUGGUGACGAUAAAUCAACCACAAAGCUUGCAUCUAUUCUAGCAAACGCUACUCGCCAGGCUCAUUACAUGGCAGCCGGACACCCCUCAGAAAACGAGUAUGUUUCUGCAAUGUCAGUGAUUCCGGAACUUGAUGCACUCUGCGCUAUUAUUUACUCUAACGUCUAA
This is a messenger RNA of Wickerhamiella sorbophila, 1305 nucleotides long. RefSeq names its product Peroxisomal biogenesis factor 3. Bases 1 to 1305 code for a protein of 434 amino acids. The transcript has a single exon. Gene Ontology annotation, biological process: protein import into peroxisome membrane. Gene Ontology annotation, molecular function: protein-macromolecule adaptor activity. Lineage: Eukaryota; Fungi; Ascomycota; Dipodascomycetes; Dipodascales; Trichomonascaceae. The record is from RefSeq and is a predicted model, not a curated record. Gene Ontology annotation, cellular component: peroxisomal membrane.